Molecule: messenger RNA, 3619 nt
Organism: Stylophora pistillata
Lineage: Eukaryota; Metazoa; Cnidaria; Anthozoa; Scleractinia; Pocilloporidae
Source: RefSeq, a predicted model, not a curated record
AUGGCGGCUCAGAAACACGGAUCAAGGAAAUUCUACGAUAUUCCGAGUGAAGAAUUAUCAAAUUUGCGGCUAAGGUCUCAGCGAAAGAAGAAAGGAAACAACGAGAAGCUUCUAAAGUACAUUGAACGUAACUGUAUUGGAAAAGACUUGACGUUUUCUGGGCCAUAUGGGCGAAGAAAUGUGACGUAUUGUGACUACACAGCAUCGGGAAGGUCCUUGACAUUCAUUGAGGAUUAUAUCAGAGAGCAAGUCUUGCCCCAUUAUGGUAACACACAUACAACUACAACUGUAACCUCAUUACAAACCACUCUGUAUCGGCAUGAAGCAAGGGAUAUCAUCAGGAAUGCUGUGAAUGCCAGUGAGAAUGAUUCAGUGGUGUUUGUUGGUAGUGGUGCAACAGCAGCUGUUCACAAGUUAAUCCAUGCUUUAGACUUCAAACGACCCCCAAUAGUUUUUGUUGGACCGUUUGAACAUCAUUCAAACCUCCUACCAUGGAAAGAAGUAGGAGCUGAGGUUGUGUGGAUUCAGCAGAACUCAGAAGGCUUAGUUGAUCCAUUAGACUUGGAAUUUAAACUUAAGCUUCACUCUUCAAAAAGUAGGCAGCUGAUUGGCUGUUUCUCCUCAGCCUCUAAUGUGACAGGAAUUUUAACAGACACCAAUGCUGUAACUGCCUCUUUGCACAGACAUGGUGCUCUGGCCUUCUGGGAUUAUGCUACAGCGGGUCCCUAUGCAGAAAUCAACAUGAAUCCUUUGGUAACCAGUGAUGACCAAGGACUUGUCUACAAAGAUGCAGUUUUCAUUUCAACGCACAAGUUUGUGGGUGGUGUAGAAAGUCCAGGUAUCCUUGUGGCAAAAAAGAAUCUGUUUGUGAACCCUGUUCCAUCAGGUUGUGGCGGUGGAUCAGUGUUUUUUGUUACAAAGAACACCCACAGAUACCUGAAAGAGAUAGAGACGAGAGAAGAAGCUGGCACUCCAUCUAUUGUAGGUUCCGUGCGAGCCGGCCUUGCAUUUCAACUGAAACAGGAAAUCGGUUCAGAAAACAUUAUGGCCAUCGAACAAGACUUAUGCAGGAGAGCGCUGGCUGCCUGGAGCAACAGCAGAAAUAUUGUUCUUCUAGGGAACACAUCAGUCCCUCGACUUCCCAUCUUCUCGUUCCUCAUAAAGGAUCCAUGCUCUGGAAUGUUCUUACAUCACAAUUACGUGUGUGCCCUACUCAAUGACGUGUUUGGAAUACAGGCCCGUGGAGGCUGUGCUUGUGCGGGUCCCUAUGCACAGAAUCUUUUAGGAAUAGACGAGAAACUGGCUAAGGAGAUUGAAAACCUUCUUUUGGAAGACAGUCGUUUGGACAGAGUUCAUCUUCGACGAUACCACGAAUACUCCGAACGGGAAAUUUUAAGGCCAGGUUUUGUUCGCCUUAAUUUGCCGUACUUUAUGUCGCACGCUGCUGUUGAGUUUGUUCUCAAAGCGGUGGAGAUGGUGGCCAAACACGGCUGGAUGCUUCUUCCGCAGUACAUGUUCAACCCAGAGACGGGAGAAUGGAAACACAGAAAACAUCAGGUGUUCCGCGACCGGAAGUGGCUUGGUUCAAUCUCUUAUUCAGAGGGUCACAUGACUUACCCAUCAUCCCUAGGGAUCGCAAAAGAGCCUCCAGGUUCCUACAUGGAAUGUCUCUUGGAAGCUGAAGAAAUAUUCCGUAAAGCAGCUACCGACAAGCUUGUUAAUAGUGUUGGUGAUCAGACGUUACUUUUCGGCGAAGAGGGUGAAAGAUACCGCUGGUUUCUACUCCCCAGCGAAGUGGCGCAGUUACUGGGCGGGAAAAGUCCCGCGCAUUUUCCUAUGACGCCACCGUUUUCUCCGCCACAUUGGAAUAAUGUUCCAGAAGGAGCUGAUUCCUGUUGUGCCAAGUGCUUGGAGCCUUGUAAUGGGAAUUAUGUGAGCCCCAUGGAAAAGUGUACUUUGAAGUCACCUGAAAAUCUCGUUUCCCGCGAAGAAAAUGACAGUGAUGUUAAAGGCGUUGUAGACUGUACAAGUGUUUCGGGUCAAGUGAACGGUGCAAACAUGGACGAUUCAUUAUUAAAUAGUUGUAACUACGGUAACAUUACAGAAAAGGAUAUUUCUACUCUUCUGUGUACGGAUGAAAUUUUAGAUUCAGCAGCAAGUUUUUGUGUUAAUUCUGGCCAAGCUGACACCUGUUAUUCUACGAAAUUUGAGGCUAGAAGUGUAGAUACAAAACAUGGAGUUAAUACUGUUUUGGAAGAGGGAACUCAUGGAGUUGAAUCCUUUGGAGAUGAUUGCAUUGUUAUUCCCAGUGAGGAAAAAUCACCCGAAAGCAGUGUAACAAAUGACAGUGAACAAUCGAAUAAACUCCAUAAGAAACUGGUCGAGUCUCUUGUUGACAACCUAGAAAUGAAAACAGUAUUUGAAAACGCUGGUCUUAAUUCGGUAGCAGAGUCUUCGUCUGCAAGUGAGUUGAUUUCUGGAAAUGGUGACGCCUCGGCGAGUUCAAAAACAGUUUGUCAAAGAAAAGGGAGAAAAAACAAACAAAAGGAAGUGGUGACUGGAAAACCACAGUUCCAUCAUCCGCCAAAGAGCAUUUUCAAGCCGACUUUAGAGGCCUUGGAAGAGUACGACAUGAUUCAUGAUGGAGACCGGGUGAUGGUGUGUCUGUCAGGAGGCAAAGACUCGCUCUCUUUACUGCACGCGUUACGCCAGUAUCAAUUCUACAGCAGAUCUAAGGGCAUUAAUUUCGAACUUGGAGCCGCAACCGUAGAUCCUCAGUCACAAGGGUAUGAUCCCAAACCUUUGGUUCAGUAUUUAGCAGCUCUUGCUGUUCCUUACUUCUUUGAAGAGCAAGGUAUCAUUCAACAGGCCGCCCAGCUUACUGUCUGUGAAUCCAUCUGCAGUUUCUGUUCACGAAUGAAACGCGGCAGGCUAUACGCAUGUGCAAGACGAGGAGGUUACAACGUGUUAGCAAUGGGUCAACAUCUGGAUGACUUGGCUGAGAGCUUUUUGAUGUCAGCAUUUCACAACGGUCUCUUAAGAACAAUGAAGGCAAACUACACAGUCCUGGAAGGCGACUUGAGAGUUAUUAGACCUCUUGUUUACGUUCGUGAGAAGGAACUUCGUAAUUUUGCUGAAAAGGUAAAAUUACCUGUGAUUGCAGAGAACUGCCCUGCUUGUUUCGAAGCACCUAAGGAGCGUCAUAGAACAAAGCAGUUACUGGCAGCUCAGGAAAUAUUGUUCCCAGGUCUCUAUCACAGCCUGCUCACGGCCAUGAAGCCGUUGAUGGCUCGCGACCGAGUGGGCCUGGAGUCUAGCAAGAUGAAAGAAGGAAAUUAUGAAGACUUCCUUUGACACGAAAAACGAGAUCUGCUCAGCGCUAGAUUUUGUAUGAUGGACGUUUUGCAGAUGAUUGACUGAGAGGAUGGCGCUCGCUUUAAUUAAUCAAUCACAGAACUCUUAAAAUAAAACCAAUGCAUUCUGGGAUUACCUUCGACAGUUAAUUGAAGAUUGGUCAGGUUCUUAAACAAAUCACAAUCAAGACUCUUAAGAGGAGUGAAAUACGUCAGCUAUUUUAUUUAAAUGUCGCAAAUAAAGCUUCACAAAUGUGAUUCAAAAA